AAUGUGUCAAGGUCAACGCGGGUUCAUUAAAAUGUUUAAAAGGCCGGGGAAGGGUUGCUUAAUGACGUUUCUAGUACUUACCUCGUUAAUUUACAAGUCAUCAGAAAUAGGUUCAGUUACACCAGAAAUUAUUGUACUAGAUACCAAUGGAAAUCAAAAAGAAUUGGAUGGGAUCGCUAUUGUUUACAAUUCCUACGUCACUUUAAUUUGCCGUACAGUAUCUGACGAACACAUUCUAAGAUGGCUGUAUGCACCAUCACAAGAUGAAACGUUUACGCCAUUAAAUAAUACAGGCCAUAUUACCAUUUCGUCUCAAAAAAAUGAGGAAGUAUCGUUGCUGCUCGUCAGCGUUCAGUUUAAUAUGUCGGGCGUAUAUCAGUGUACUAAUGGACUUGCCAGUCGUCAGAUAGACGUUCACGUUUAUGGAGUUUUAAACAAGAUUAGUAGUACUGUCCACUUGAUAAAAAAACAUGAGGUGGUUGGUGCUUACAGUCUUCAGAUUAACACAAUAAAUUCAAGUUAUCAUCCUGUUAUUGCAUGUGAAUUCCGAGUUGGUUCAAAUGGCAUAAGAUACACUACUGUCCGUUGGAGAGGCGGAAAGUAUCAUGUUAAACCCAAUCUUUACAAAGUUACUGAGAGUCGAGACGAAAUGUCUGGCAUAAUAUGGAGUAAUUUGACAUUGCUUCAUCCUUCCUAUGACCAAGAACUAUACGGAAAAUAUUAUUGCAUGUUCAAUAUUGUGCCUGGUACUAUGGAGACAGCUGAAUUACAAAUAAGCAUUCCACCAUUGAUACACAAAAAUGAACGUAGUGUAAAUCUAUAUUCUGGUGUGAAAUACGCUUACUUCUGUGAUAUUAUUGCCUAUCCACCAAUCACUGAACCUAUUUCAUGGAUGAGGAACGAUGUUCCUCUAGUAAUCCAACAUAAUGGUCGAGUUACUGUUCAUGAUAAUUCUGAAAAUCGUAUACAUUUUGAAAGUAAAAACGUUCUCAAUGAUCAAAUCGUAUUCGAUACAAUACAACCAGAUGAUAGAGCUGUCUAUUCAUGUUUUGUUCGUGGAGCAUUUGGAAAUGAUACAGCAGCUUUCUUUUUACGAGUAAAAGAUCGUCGUGCUCCUCUAUGGCCUUUAAUUGGUAUUAUCCUAGAAGUGGUAGUUUUGUUCAUAAUUAUUUUAAUUUAUGAAUUAAAACGCCGUGAGCGUACUAAACGAGAAGAAGCUGGAGAAAAUUUGGUCACAUCUAGCAAAAUGCCAAAUACAGAGUAUGGAAUUGAUGAAGCGAGUGAGAAUAUGUUAUUACGACAACGAGGUGAUCGUCACUAGGACAACAUGUCAAAAUUCCAUCAUCAUUGUAUUAAACCAUUUUACAUAAAAUCCAAUGUAUUUUCACAUACACGUACACAUACGCUUUCUAUGAUGGAAAUAUGUUUUUAUUUUUUUCUUUUCUCAGAAUAUUAUUCACUAUACAGUAGCAAUUUUCUUAUUACAUUAUUAUAUAUUUUACAGAUUAUGUUAUUUAUUACGUAAUUAUCUUUCAGAUGGUUUUCAUAUUAUCAUCAUUCAUUCGACAUAAUAUUUCGACAUUGAUUGAUGCUCAUGGUGCAUUUUUUUUCUUCAAUGAUUUCCUCAUAUUGUUAUGAUCCUUGAAUGUGAUAUAUAUAUAAAUAUAUACUACUGUCGGCUCACUACUCAUUCUUAUAUGUAUAAAUGGAAAUUAUUCACAUAAUUACAAAUUUCUUCAUCCUACUUUACACACAAUUAUACGCUUUGCAUAUCAUAAUGCACUGUAUCUUCCCUUUAAUAUUAUGAUUUUGUCUUUUCUAAUAAAAUAUGCAUUUAAAUCCUUAUACACAAUGGUUUUUUUAAAAAAAGAAAAUGAAUUAUUAGUUUAUACAAAUGUUUUUUCUUAGGGAUUUAUUCGUAUUAAAUUCUACUGUUCUUUUUUUUGUUAUCUCCCUUUCAUAUUUCUCUUUUCUUUUCUUUAUACCUAUCUACCUAUACUUUUCAUAUUGUUAUCAUUGCUAUUAUUAUUAUUAUUAUUAUUAUUCAUUUAUCUCCUAUAAUUUCUAGUCAUUUAUGAAUUCAUUUCCAUGAUAGAUAGAGAUUUAGAUUACUAUUAUUAUUAUUAUUAACACACCCAAUGAAUUAUUACGAUUAUCAUUGUUAAUAUUAUUUUGGACUAUUAUAUAAAAGCUGUUAAUUUAACAUUCUCUGUCUCUUAAAAACAUACACACGCACAUUUCUUUUUCUUUGGCCUUUAUUCACAAAAUUUCCUCCUUAAAAUUUUUUUACCUUGUUAAUAUUCAAUUAAUAAUAUUUUCCUUUGUUCAAUUGUUUAAUAUGACAAAAAAGGAGAAUACACUUUUAGUAUAUAGUAAUUUAUAGGAGCGUAUCUGUUUUUAUUUCUUAAUGAGUUUAUUUAAACUUGCAUGUUAAUUUGGGGUUUUUGGUUUAUUUUGUGCGUAACAUCGAUACAGAGUUGAAGCAAUAGAUUCCUAGUUGGGCAAAAACACCUUAGUGCUGUACUUUUUUUAACGAUUGAAUUGUUUAAAACUUUAUUUGUUCAUUGUUAAA
Schistosoma spindalis is the source of this 2572-nucleotide messenger RNA. Lineage: Eukaryota; Metazoa; Platyhelminthes; Trematoda; Strigeidida; Schistosomatidae. The record is from the annotation of a GenBank genome assembly.